This is a messenger RNA of Meriones unguiculatus (Mongolian gerbil), 8358 nucleotides long. RefSeq names its product CD109 molecule (gene Cd109). Lineage: Eukaryota; Metazoa; Chordata; Mammalia; Rodentia; Muridae. The coding region runs from base 252 to 4571 and encodes 1439 amino acids. Gene Ontology annotation, molecular function: endopeptidase inhibitor activity. Gene Ontology annotation, cellular component: extracellular region. The record is from RefSeq and is a predicted model, not a curated record. The transcript is spliced from 33 exons.
UUUUCUCAGCCACGGGACGCCGCGACGUUAGCCCGGGGGAAGCCAGAAGCGCCAUUGUGAUGCAGCGGGAUGGGUGGAGCCAUCAAGGCUCAAUUUAGAUCCCUCUGCUUUUAGGCGCGCCCAUUUCAGAUUGCUAAACCGUGCUGCGAAGGGGGGCCGGGGCGGGGUGGAAAAGGCCGGCCGGAGGUGGCCAGCCACACCCCGCGGGGCACGCACUUGGCGGGCAGCGGACCCCGCGGGCAGACGCCGAGAUGCGCAGCCGGAGGCUCCUGAGCGCUGCCCACCUUCUCUGCGUGUGCGCCGUCGCGCUGGCCGGCCCCGGGUCCCGCUUUCUGGUGACGGCCCCAGGGAUCAUCAGGCCCGGAGCAAAUGUGACUGUUGGGGUGGAGCUCCUGGAAAACAGUCCCCCCCAGGUCACUGUGAAGGCUCAGGUGUUCAAGCAGGUUUCCAACAGAACGGUCUCCGUCCUGAAAGCGGAAGGAGUCUUUGAAAAAGGCUUUUUCAAGAUUCUUACCCUUCCAGCACUACCUCUGAACAGUGCAGAUGAGAUUUAUGAACUACACGUUACUGGAAGUUCUCAGGAUGAGAUUUUGUUCUCCAACAGCACGCGCUUAUCAUUUGAGACCAAGAGAGUAUCUGUCCUCAUUCAGACAGACAAGGCACUCUACAAGCCGAAGCAGGAAGUGAAGUUUCGUGUGCUCACACUCCACUCAGAUUUCAAGCCUUAUAAGACAUCAUUGAACAUUUUCAUUAAGGAUCCGAAGUCUAAUUUGAUCCAGCAGUGGUUUUCUCAGCAAGGUGACCUCGGGGUCGUUUCCAAAACUUUUCAAUUAUCCUCGGAUCCAAUACUUGGUGACUGGUCCAUUCAGGUUCAAGUGAAUGAUCAGCAUUAUUAUCAAUCUUUCCAGGUCUCAGAAUAUGUGCUACCAAAGUUUGAGGUCACUUUGCAGAUGCCGUUGUAUUGUUCAUUGAACGCCAAGAAUUUAAGUGGCACCGUCACAGCAAAGUAUACAUAUGGAAAGCCAGUGAAGGGAUAUGUAACACUUACAUUUUUACCUGUAUCUUUCUGGGGAGAGAAGAAAACUAUCACAAAAAACUUUGAGAUAAAUGGAUCCAGAGACUUCUCUUUUGAUGAUAAAGAGAUGAAAAAGGUGAUGGAUUUGUCGGAUGGGAGUUCUGAACACAUGGACCCCUCCAUCCCUGGGCCCAUAGAGAUCGUAGCCACUGUGACAGAAGCACUCACAGGUAUCUCGAGAAACGCAAGUACCAAUGUGUUUUUCAAGCAACACGAUUACAUCAUUGAGUUUUUUGAUUAUGCUACCGUCUUGAAGCCAUCCCUCAACUUUACAGCCACUGUGAAGGUCAGCCGCUCUGAUGGCAAUGAGCUGACCAAAGAAGAAAGAAUAAAUGACUUAGUCAUAACGGUGACCCAGAGGAAAAAUAGCAACAUCUGGAGAAGGUGGUACAGUGAAGACCAGGAAACGGAUGAUGUCCAGAACAUAAAUUACACUAUCCCUCAAAAUGGAGUCUUGAGGAUCGAAUUCCCAAUCCUGUACAAUUCCAGUGAGCUACAGCUGAAGGCUUCUUUUCUUGAUAGUGUAAGUUCUAUGGCAGUUCACGGCAUGUUCACCUCUCCUAGUAGGACAUACAUCCAGCUUAAAACCAGAGAGGACCAUGUAAAGGUGGGAUCACCUUUUGAAUUGGUGGUUACUGGCAACAGGCAAUUUGAGGACUUAAGCUAUAUGGUAGUAUCAAAGGGACAGUUGGUGGCUGUAGGCAAACAAAAGUCGAGAACUUUCUCUUUAACACCAGAAGCUUCCUGGGCUCCAAAAGCCUGUAUAAUUGUGUAUUAUGUUGCAGAAGACGGGGAGAUUAUAAACGAUGUUAUAAAAGUCCCUGUUCAGCUUGUUUUUAAAAAUAAGGUAAAGCUGUUUUGGAGUAAAUCUAGUGCCAAGCCGUCCGAGAAGGUCUCUCUCAGGAUCUCUGUAACACAGUCUGACUCCAUAGUUGGGAUUGUAGCUGUUGAUAAAAGUGUGAAUUUGAUGAAUGCCUCAAACGAUAUUACAAUGGAAAAUCUGGUCCAUGAACUGGAACUUUAUAACACAGGAUAUUACCUAGGCAUGUUCAUGAACUCCUUCGCUGUCUUCCAGGAGUGUGGUCUCUGGGUGAUGACGGAUGCAAACCUUGUAAAGAAUAACAUUGAUGGUGUUUACGACACCGCAGAGUACGCUGAGCGGUUUGUGGAGGAAAAUGACAUGAACCAGGUUGAUUUUCAAGGCUUUUCUUCAGUCAGCAAUCCACACGUCAGGAAGCAUUUUCCAGAAACCUGGGUUUGGCUGGACUCCCACAUGAGCUCCAAGGUUCGCCAAGACUUUGAAGUUACUGUCCCUGAUUCCAUCACUUCUUGGGUGGCUUCUGCUUUUGUGAUCUCAGAAGACUUGGGUCUUGGGCUAACAACUGCUCCAGCAGAGCUGCAAGCCUUCCAACCAUUUUUCAUUUACCUGAAUCUUCCCUACUCUGUUAUCAGAGGUGAAGAAUUUGCUUUGGAAGUAAUCAUAUUCAAUUAUUUGAAAGAAGCCACUAAGGUCAUAGUACUCAUCGAGGAAAGUGACAGCUUUGACAUUCUAAUGUCUUCAAGUGACAUCAAUGAUACCAUAUACCGGCAGAAUGUUGUAGUUCCCAGCGAGGAUGGGAUUACUCUGCAUUUCCCUAUCAAGCCAACAUGCUUGGGAGAAAUUCCCUUCACGGUGAAAGCUGCCUCACAUGCUGCUUCUGACACUGUCACCCAGACAGUUUUAGUAAAGGCUGAAGGGAUAGAAAAGUCAUAUUCACAAUCCAUCUUACUGGAUCUGACUGACAACAAAGUACAAACUAUCCAGAGAACAUUGAAUUUCUCGUUUCCUCAUGAUACAGUCAAUGGCAGCGAAAGAGUCCAGAUCACAGCAGUUGGAGAUAUCCUUGGUCCUUCCAUCAAUGGCUUGGCCUCCCUGAUACGGUUGCCUUACGGUUGCGGCGAACAGAACAUGAUAAACUUCGCCCCAAAUAUUUACAUUUUGGAUUAUCUGACGAAACAGAAGAAGCUGACUGAUAAUUUAAAAGAGAAGGCCCUUUCAUAUAUGAGGCAAGGCUACCAAAGGGAGCUUCUCUAUCAGAGGGAAGAUGGCUCCUUUAGUGCCUUCGGGAAUAGUGACCCUUCUGGGAGCACUUGGCUGUCAGCAUUUGUUUUAAAGUGUUUUCUGGAAGCUGAUUCUUAUAUCGAUAUUGAUCAGAAUGUGUUACAAAGAACAUAUGCUUGGCUCAGAGCACAUCAGAAAUCCAAUGGUGAAUUCUGGGAGCCAGGACGAGUGAUCCACAGUGAACUUCAAGGUGGCAAUCAAAGCCCAGUGACACUUACAGCCUACAUUGUGACUUCUUUCUUGGGCUACAGAAGGUAUCAGCCUAAUGUCAAUGUACAAGACUCUGUCAAGUUUUUGGAGUCUGAACUCAGCAGAGGAAUUUCGGACAAUUAUACCUUAGCGCUUGUAACCUAUGCCCUGUCUUCAGUGGGGAGUCCUAAAGCAGAGGAUGCUUUGCGUAUGCUGACUCAGCAGGCAGAAAAGGAAGGAGACACGCAGUUCUGGUUGUCAUCCACCCCCUCGCUUUCUGAGUCCUGGCAGCCCCGCUCCCUGGACAUUGAAGUUGCAGCUUACGCACUGCUCUCACACCUGCAGCACCGUAUUUCUGAGGGAAUCCCGGUGAUGAAGUGGCUCAGCAGGCAAAGGAAUAGCCUGGGAGGUUUUGUAUCCACGCAGGAUACUGUUGUGGCCUUGAAGGCGCUAUCUGAAUUUUCAGCCCUAGUGCACAUGGAAAAUACAGACAUACAAGUGACUGUCACGGGGCCCAGCACACCGCAACCUGUGCACUUCCGGAUUGACACACAGAACUGCUUUCUCCUCCAGACGGCAGAGCUUGCUGCAGAAGAGCUCACUGUAGUGAAUAUUUCUGCACAUGGUUUGGGAUUUGCUAUCUGUCAGCUUAAUGUUUUUUAUAAUGUGAAAGGUUCCCGUUCUUUGAGAAGUUUGAGGUCUAUCCAAGAAAAAGAAGCUUUUGAUUUAGAUGUUAAUGUGAAAGACAAGGAUGAUGUCAAUCAUGUGGAUUUGAAUGUGUGCACAAGGUUUUUGGACUCAGCCAGGAGUGGCAUGGCCCUUAUGGAGGUUAACCUUCUCAGUGGUUUUAUUGUACCUUCAGAUGCAAUUCCUCUGAACGAGGUGGUGAAGAAAGUGGAAUAUGACCAUGGAAAAGUCAACCUUUAUUUAGAUUCUGUAAAUGAAACCCAGUUUUGUGUUGCUAUUCCUGCUGUGAGAAACUACAAAGUUUCAAAUACACAAGAUGCUUCCGUAUCCAUAGUGGACUACUAUGAACCAAGGAGACAGGCAGUGAGAAGCUACAACUCCAGGGUGAAGCUGUCCUCAUGUGACCUCUGUGGAGACACCAGCUGCAGUCCAUGUGAGAAUGGAGCCAUGGGCUCCCUUCCGCGUUCUUCAAGCCUUUUUGCUCUUUGUUUUAUUCUUCUGUACUUGGUACAACAUUGAUUAUGACUUAUUUUUCAAGGACUCCAUCUAAAACUAGUAUUUCCGGAAAGUCAAGUGUGAUUGUUUUCUUUCUACAACUGAUGAUUGCUUCUGAUGAUUUUGAAAAUCAACUGUUUCCCUUUCUUGGGGGUCCUGGGGGGGGGAAUGUCUGCAACAGGCCGGAGCUUGUGUAGGCAUGUAAACCAGUCUACCUGAUCUCUUUGUGGAAGGUGGUCAGAAUGAAGACACUUGUGUCUCUUUAUUUCUCCUUGAAAAUAAUUUUUUAGAUGCUUUUGUUUUCUCCAGAAUAAAAAUGUUAUUUUCCAUUAUUCCUGUUUUGUAAAAGAUGUGGGAGUAUGUGAUGGAGAGGGGGGAGGGAUGGGGGCUUGUGCGCUUUACACAGCUUGACCUUCAGCAUUUGCUUUGGUGUCCAGGGAGCAGCAGCCUGUACUUGCUCUGCGUUCCCUCCCACAUCUGCCCUGACUCUGCUGCGGGCCCAUCCCGCCGUCAGCGAAGCUUUAUGAUCAGCUCAUUGGUUCUUUUUAGAAUGUAGGUGGUAAAAUUCCGAAAGCAAAACGGUCUUUUUCUGCUCCAGAUCCGAUGACACACCCUAGACUUUACUCUCCCCAAUUUCUUUAUAGAGGCCCGGUGCAUUUUCAAUGUCUCACUGCUCCAGGGGUGACAUGACACUGGAAACUGCCCUUAGGGGUGCUGGGGUACUCUCUUCUGUCAUGUGGCAGUCUUGCCCUGGCUUUUCUUCAGGGGUGAGGGUUGGCAAGUCCUGUAAUGUGCGCCUGCACGCCUCGGACUGAAGAGUGACCAGGAAACACCAUGGACCAAGGGUACAAGAAAUACUGCCCAUGUCACAGCCGACCACCUCCCUGGGUCUGGGAAAGAAGCUGAGGUUGGAGGUCUCGAAGACUAUGGACAUGAUUCCUGACGUAUUACAGUGCUGGCCCUGGCUUCUGUUCAGUCUCCUGCAGCCACAGGGUCAGGGCAUUGGGCUGCCAAGGGUCCUGAUGCUGCAAGUCAUUAAGAAGAUCCCAAAUUCCGAGUUAAACUUGUUCAUUUAUUCGUGUGAGCACUUAAAGGAAAAGUUCUCUUCUUAUCUCUUUACCCUUUUGUUGGCGGUUGGUCUGAUGCGUGUUACUGGCCCAUAAAUCUGGUUACACCUAUCUUUGUUUUGUAAAUCGGCCUAAGACAUAUCUGAUUGGUUGAUUAUACAGCCUUAGGGCAGAAUGGGGUAGACGUGGCUAAGCUUCCCUGGCUUGGGGUUCAAGAGAGGAUCAUGGGAAACAGAUGGCCUGGAAGAGUGGAAGAAGGAGGAUGCCAUUGAUGGGUUAGCCUGGAGAAGGAACUUCGUGGGGCCUGGAGGAAGGACUCUAAUAAUGGCAUGAAAAGCCCCACAUAAAGAAUAAAAAGCAAGUAUUUAUAAGAUUAUGGAUGGAAGGUAGAAUGGUUAAGGAGGAUGGCAUUGGAUGGGGGCUGGGAGAUGGAUGGUGAGGUGAUUCAGACAGUGUGGGUAGGAAUAUCUGCCCAGCCCAAGGUAAAUAAGACAGUUAUAAAAUCUAACAGGUGUCUGUGUCUUGUUAUUUGUGAUAGUGAGUUAAGUAAUACUGCCAUGAUAAUCUUGGAGCUCAUAAUAGAUACUAUACAGCCCAACAACGUUUUAAAAAUACAACACGUCUUCUCUGCCUUUCAGCUUUCCCUCCUGAGUAUACUGAAAUGUUAGAUAUGUAAAAAAAAAAAUUAAAGAUUUUAAUGAAAUAAGUCUAAGAAGUGGUUUACCCACUGCCUUGGAAACUGACGAUACCAGCAUAACUCACUCCCACAUUUGCCGGUGCGCCGGUUGUGCAGGCUGAGUACGGUGAUAAGCAGCAGGUGAAAAGCAUGCAGAACAGAACAGCGCUUCUGUGUGCUGGCCACCUCGCCACAUUCUGUUCCGGUUCUAAAAAAAAGGGGGAAGGACGGCUAAGGUGUUACCAGUGAGUGAGAUGCUCAGGAGACCACGGCACUCCUCUGCAGUCCAUGCGCACACUGCUUUUUAAAAACACUGGAGGCAGGAUCUGUGGGUUGGCACUUUAGCUGUAAGAUGGGAGGGAGUUGUGCCCGUGUGGACGCAGACACACGGCUUUCCCUCAGUUUGCUGUUCACACAGACAGUGCUACAGCCGGUACGUGGGAGGUUUCAGAACUGUAGGUGUAACCCUGGAUCCUGGUCCCUUGGGCCUAAGUUUAUUUUCUGUUUCUAAAAUCAUGCUCACCCUGCAGUUUUCUUGAUGUAAAUAUAAUUAUAUAUAUUUCCUGGCCAAUAUAUCAUCAGUUAUUUUUAUUUUGAUUAAACAGUUCAGUUUGUAUUUGACAUUUCUGGCUGUCCUAUGACAUAAAAAAAAAAAAAAAAUGGUGCUACGAUUGCUUUUUGUCAUUAUCGUCUUAAAAAGGGCCAGCAUUUCUCCCCUGCUGUCAUAUAACUCUGGAGUUCUUUGUAACAACCCUCCUUUCUUCUGAUUUGCAUUUUCGAGCUACUGAUGCUCAUAUAAAAAUUCUGUCUUAGGAUUUUCAGCUUAAGGAUGAUAAUAACUAUUAUGGGUCUUUUAAGAGGGUACGGUGACUCGAGGUACCGUUGCAUUUGCUUGAGGCAUCUUUCUCACAUGGUAAACUUAGGACGCGCACGGUUACUAGGCCCACUCUUGGAUAAGUCUCAGAACCCGCUGCGUUCUCGGCAGAAGCUUCCGUCAUGCAGAGGAACUCACUGUUUUUUGUUUAAAACUCCGACAAAGUAUGGCUCUUUUAAGAACUUGAACUCUCCCUGCCUAUGCAAAUGACAGUCACAUUCGUAUUAAAUACUUUAGUUAUAUUGGGAGCAGUGUAAGCCUGCAGUCUUUGUUAGCAUUUUGAAUAGUGGAUCUUUAUACUACUUCAAGAAACUAAGGAAGGGGUUGCAAAAUGUCAUUAAGUAUAUGACGGUGAGAAUAAGCUUGUUUAAGAUCUUUUCUAGCCAGUGAGUUCUGUUUCACGUGCCUUAUCCAAAGUCAGUGUCACACUGUAUUAUGCCAUAAAGUAUAUGGUCAUUGUCAUCUCAGUUAUAAGAAGAAAAAAACCUUAGAAGAAUUCUGAGUCUCUUACUACAGGGCAGUUAUACAUCGGUACCUAUUUGCCUGUAGUAGAGAUAUAUAUGACCCAUUGGCAGAUUGUAAAGAAUUAUCUUUGAUAUGGUGAUGGUAAAUUUUUGAUUGUCAGUUUGACAGGAUCUGGGAACAAAAAAGGGACAUGCCCCUGCCUGGGUGGGUCUAUGAAAGCAUUUCCAGAAAUGACUAAUGAGUAAACCCUCCUUAGAGGGAAGGCCAAAGAAACUGGUGUCUGGUAUCAGCAAAGGGCGGCAGCACCGGACUGGGAUAUACACACCCAAUCAGCAAGAAGUGAAGGCAGGCAGGCAGGCAGGCAACACUCUUUCCCAGAUCUGGUCACACCAGUUUCUUUGGCCUUCCCAGUGUAACUGUUUUUGAGAUGUCAGGAACCACUUACCUAGGCUUUGUAAGUAAGUCCAGUAAAUUCAUUGGUUUCCCAAGUGAACUUUGAUAAAAUCAGACUGGUUUGUUGCAGGUACCUUCUGAGGAAGGGAUUCGGCAUUGCCUACUGCCCCCAAUCAGGGAACAAUUGGUUCUCACAAUGAAUGGUAAAUUUAUUAAUGUUAUUGUGACUCUAAUACGGUAUUAACAAAGACAAGAAACCUGCAGAUAAAACAAAAUGUUAAAAGAAUGUAAACAUUUAAGUUGUUUUAAUAAAAAGGAUUUGUGUGUAAAGAUUGA